This is a messenger RNA of Serpula lacrymans var. lacrymans S7.9, 927 nucleotides long. RefSeq lists its product as uncharacterized. NCBI's taxonomy places the organism in Eukaryota, Fungi, Basidiomycota, Agaricomycetes, Boletales, Serpulaceae. The transcript has 5 exons. The coding region runs from base 1 to 927 and encodes 308 amino acids. The record is from RefSeq and is a predicted model, not a curated record.
AUGGGCGGCCAUUCAUCUAAGCAGAUUCAUUUUAACCCAGUCACUGACUUACCGGACUUGACUGGUAAAGUGAUUCUCAUCACGGGUGGAAACGCCGGAAUAGGAUAUGCUACUGUUAGGCACCUCGCUCGUCAUGGUGCCAAAGUUUAUAUGGCAGCUCGAAACGAGGCAAAGGCGAAAGAAGCCAUCGCUCAGCUCAACGCGGAGGGACUCGGACCAGGUAAUGGGGAAAUUGUGUGGCUAGAGCUGGAUUUGAAAGAUAUUCGCAAUGCAAAGAAGGCUGCUGAAGAAUUCAUGACCAAGGAGGACAAACUCGAUGUGCUCAGUACGCCCUUCUUCUUUAAUCAUAUGAUCAGUCCAUUUAUUCUGACAGAGGCUCUGCUUCCUACCCUAAAACGAACGGCAGCAGAGCCGAACUCAGACGUGCGUGUUGUCGUUGUGGCUUCAGAGGGACAUCGAUACGUGCCAUCUGGAGCUCGAUUCAGAAACAAAGAAGAUUUAAACAAAGACUGUAGUAAAUCUUACGUACCGCCAUUUUCAAGAUAUUGCUUGACCAAACUCGCCAACAUCCUCUAUGCAAAAGAGCUUCAAAGGCAAUUUACAGUUGCAGGGGAGCAUAUCACAGUUGUUUCACUCCAUCCUGGAGCAGUGAACACCUUCGCGCACAAGUUGUAUUUUGAGAGCCUCGUCAGGGUCUUAAUCUAUCCAUUUUUCGUAACCCCAGACAUUGGAGGUUGGACGCCGGCUUUUGCAGCUGCAUCGAACGAUGUCAAAGAACAGGCGGAGAAAUAUCAGGGAGCAUAUCUCAUUCCUGUGGGCAAAGUUACAGAGCCGUCGAAGAAGGCGAACAGCGACGAGCUCGCCAGGGAGUUAUGGGAGACUAUAGAGAGGACGUUGGCUGAUAUUAAAGAUUGGCGCGAUUGUUAG